AUGCGCAGAUUGACGGACAUAACGGACCUACCCGUUGAACUUCUAGAGCACAUCUUCGCCUUUCUUCCCGACCAGAGCCUGACUGGGACCUCGCACGGCAUCGGAUGGCUGGUCGCGGCCCACGUAUGUCGCCUAUGGCGCGAAAUAGCUCUCUCAGCGAGCGGGAGGGUCGUUGAACUACAACUGCGGCCUGAUCGGGCUCAUCGAGACAUUCAAGCCCUUUCCCACGAACUAUUCUCCCCCCUCCCCGUCGCUCUCGUUGUCGAAGAGUAUCGGCUCGAUUUGACGCGCGUACCCGUGCUUAGUUCUCACUGGACGCAUACAUUACAUAUCCUCAAUCUCCUCAUGAACCGCGUCCAAGCACUCCACGUCAAACUUCGGCAACACACCGGCCGGCUACAGAACGAAAGGAUCGAGGAGCUCCUCGCGCUUGUGCUCGUACAGCCCACGCUGAAGGCUUUGGACAUCGGCUCAGACGUUGAUGUGGCUUGGAGAGCCGAGCGUGAGCUGAAGCUCAUGCCACUACCGGUUGAACUGCAAGGCGGAGGGCUUCGCAUACUCAAGGUACAGAAAUGUCGAUUGCAUGAACAAAGCGCGUUUCUUCCGACGCUCCGAACGCUUGAGGAGCUCAGCACCACAGUGCAUGGCCCCCUACAAUCAUUUCUCUUCGGACUUCACGCGACAUAUCUGACCUCACUGCAUUUGACUUGGUUGCCGCCGAGCGAUCCUGCACGGAACAACGACUCGGAAGAGCCAAAAGAGAUGCCUGCUCUACUUGAGCUAUCUCUACAGUCACCAGUAGAGGAUGCUCUCACAUUCAUGCACGCCAUCCACUCACCAGCGCUUGUAUCCCUCAAGUUCGAGUUUGUCCCCAAGCUUCGCUCUGGUACGGACACCAGCACCAGGCGGGCUACCGGUCCGCUGGUAGAUUGGCUCUCGUCUCGCUUCGGAGACGUCCCGAGUUGUACUCAGGUCAACAUAUCGGCCACCGCUCCCAUGCUACGUGUCAACAUGUCAUGGCGCUCAUCGGUAGCACGCCUGACGCAUCGGACGCUAAACAUCAGCUUUCCUCGUCUCCCCACGCAGGACCUUCCGUUCUCCACUGCAAGAGUGGAGGACUGUGCGGCUUUCCUCUCUUGCCUAUCUGACAAGUUUUCUGCAGUUGGCAAUACGACACGCGUAUCAGUCAUUGCGGACCCACCUACGUUCGUACGUCGUGGACCGACUCCGUACCCGACACUGUUGAAGGAAACCGUGCUGGAGUACCUGGACAAGUUGCACAGGACAUCGAGCUUGCAUCUUGGUUCAUACGCAGCGAUCAUGAUCUUAACACUUCCGGUGGGAUCGCUCCCGCUUUUGUCAGAGCUUCAGAUUGGCUCUUCUGACCCUGGAAGCACCGCCCACAAAUUGGACGAAGAUCAAGUCGCUUCUUUGCGCUCCGUGGCGCACAACGAAGCUGACUUACGACGGGGAAAGUGUCGGGUAGUGUUGGAUGGUGACGACCUCGCGAUGCAUGCCUCACGAACGGACUCUGGCCCUGCCGACGGGGCGGAGAACUCGGGAGUCGACCUCGUCGAUCGAGCAGUAACGGUUCUCCAUUUAUGA
Peniophora sp. CBMAI 1063 is the source of this 1605-nucleotide messenger RNA. Lineage: Eukaryota; Fungi; Basidiomycota; Agaricomycetes; Russulales; Peniophoraceae. The record is from the annotation of a GenBank genome assembly.